CGCACGCUGGAUAUUUGACUCCUCACACUCUGCCCGGCGUCCAACGUCAGUAUCGCACAUUAUUCUAUAGGAAGAGGGUGUGUGUCACUCAUUCUGGGCUCUUCAGAGGGACACCUUAUUCCAUAUUGGAAAGAAGAGAUGACAACCCCUUUAACCCUUUUAGCGUUAUAGGAUUAUUUUAGGUUUUCUUUUCGCAUGCCGUUUCAUAUAAGGCAAAUCUGCGAUCAGGAAAGGAUUUAUAACUUAAGGAUUUAAUUGUCAAUUGUCGGAUUAUUCUGUCAGGGGUAAGUCAAAGGGACAUGAUGACUGCUUCCUCACUCUGCGCGCUGUGCGUGUGGAUGAGUUUAGUCUGUCCUUCGCUGGGAACCGGGUUUGUUUAUCACUUCCCAGGCAUCACUGUGCAGCGGCAGCGCAUCAAAUCGGAGCAGAGCAGCAACACUGGACCACCGGGCACCGGAUCACACUCCCAACUCAGGAACUGGUGUCAGUACACCGUUUCUAAAACAGUAACCGCCAGGGUGCACAAUGGCUCAGAAACCUCUGUGCAGAGAGUGUUUCAGGGCUGCAGAUGGCCAGGACCCUGUACCAAAAUCAUCAGCUACAGGACUGUCAUCAGGCCGUCUUUCAAGACCGCCUACAAGCAAGUGACAGCUCUGGAAUGGAGAUGCUGUCCAGGGUUUGUGGGAGAGGAGUGUCCGCGAAGGUGAUGUAUGAAACUGCACCGCUUCAACGACAUGAACAGCAGAAUAAAUACAAUUGAGGCAAAGAUACAGCUGUUAGAGGAAGGACGCUCAUUUCUGCCAUCGGUCGGGGUUCAGCCGAGAGGAUCAACAGACAAUGAGGUGGACACGCCGAAGCCAACUCCCAUUGGUCCGCCACCAGGUGACCGCAUGCUAUAAGCGCAUGUCAGCAGAGGGCCUCCAGGACCCAUUGGACCUCCAGGACCACCAGGACAUGCAGGGCUUCCAGGGCCAGCUGGAGUGGCAGGCCCUCCAGGACCCAUUGGACCAAAGGGGGACAGAGGUAAACCAGGAGAGCUGGGUCUCGCCGGCCCUCCAGGUCCACCGGGGCCCCCCGGACCUCCAGGGCCAAGUUCUUCUUCAGUCCGAAUCCGGGGUGAUGUUUUUCACGUGGACCAUCAAGAAGAGAACCCUAGUCCAGUUCUCCCUGUGCCUCAGGUGAUCGCCGGCCCGCCUGGUCCUCCCGGUCCUGUUGGGCCUUCAGGCCUGUCAGGAGCACGAGGACCUGCAGGGAUGCCAGGUCUCCCGGGACAAGAUGGCAAGCAGGGCCUCCAAGGCAAGCCUGGUGAUCCGGGGCCAAAGGGAGAUCCAGGAGAAAGGGGACCUCCAGGUGUAUCAGGCGAGCAGGGCCUACCUGGAGCGCCAGGGCCAAAGGGAGAACCUGGAGAAGGCUUGAAUGAGGGUGAAGCUGUGCAGCAGCUCAGGGAGGCGCUGAAGAUCCUGGCCGAGAGGGUCCUGAUCCUGGAACACAUGAUCGGUAUUCACGAAAACGCAGAGGGAUCUGGAUUUGGCAGCUUCUCAGAUCCACUGUCUUUUCCUGUCCUGAAGGCGAAGCGGCUUCAACCCGGACAAACCUCCCCAAAGUCUCCGGUGCUGGGCGACAGUCAGAGACGAGUUCGCCUCUAAGAGUACAGUUUAAUUUUGUAUUUUGUGUUUAUAAUUUUUUCGAUUUUGUAGAACAGGAAGCAAGUGUUGUGUUCAUAAUUUUUCCUCAAAAUUUGAUUUUUUUUUCCUUUCAUUUUCUUGUUAAAAAAAAAAGGUCUCUUCAGACAGGAAAAGCUGAAGAUUUUAUUCACAUGAAGGAGAUUUUUGAACCUUGUCCUCUGUGUUGCUGCAUGACCUGAGUCUGGAUAACUCAAGCAGCAACGGUUGCAUGGUAUUACAUAGAAAAAUAUUGCUUUAGCGUUAUGGAAGACUUGACAUCUUUUUUUCAUUAGAUGAAAGACUGCAGAGUAAACACAUUAAUUUGCUUGGCUGACAUUGCAAAUCUCACAGUUCCUGGGAGUCGCGCUGAAAACGUAGCAUUUAGUGUCAAACACAUUCCUGGAAUGACCUCCGGGUUCAUCUUCUGCGCCUGUCAAAUGUAUUUCUUGCUCUCUCUUCUCCCUGUCUCUCUGUCGGCUCUGCCUUGUUAAUGCUGAGGUAAGACAUGACAGGCUGCCAGGAAUAUCUGCUUAAAAUAAAGUUAGGUGAAAUGGAUAGCAUCUGGAGAGGGCACAUCUGGAAAGCGAGCGGGGAGAUGCUGAAACAGUUGAAUUUUGGCCCGGAAAGCACAAACCUUGCUUGGCCCCAGAGCACCUUCGCACAAAGGGCUGACAGAGCAGUGAAGCUGACGGGAUUACAUCUUUACAAACUGCCUCAUGAUUAACUGCCCCAAACUGGUAUGAUUAAUUGCCUAAUAAGUCUCGGAGAGACCCAGCUGUUGGUGUCUAAAUAAAGCUCCAGUCAUGUCUGGUACAAUGUUUGUUUUCUCCAUUACAAGGUUCAUAUGGGAAAGACGCUUUGGAAGAUAAUGUCUUGCUCUUUGUUACAUCGAGUCAGAGGAACGAUUGAUGUUGUUGCGACAUGCACGAUUCUUCACACCCUGCAAGGAAUUUACCGACUCUUUACAGUAAAACCACUUCAUCUCCUCACUACGCAUUGGUCUUUGUACAGAUGAAAUGUGAUUUAACAUGUGAAUGAGAUGCUGUAUAGAUUGGUUCUUCUCAAAGUGUGGGUUGAGCCUCGCCGUCCCAGAGAGCUUUAGAGGGUGAAAACGAUGCCUUUUCCAUCCAUACAUUCAAGUAUGAAUGGGUGAAUGUCCAGUCACAGCAAAACAGCAGGAAAUGGCAGGGUGUACCCUGGACAAGUUGCCAGUGAAAGCCAUCAAAAAACACACAUAAGAGUUAAAAACUUUUUAACUCUUCAGACAAAAUCACUAAAGUAAUGUAAUAGAAAUAAAUGUAUUAUAAACAAGCUCAAAUGAUAAAAUCAACAACACAAGUGCAACAGUUGCAACACUUGCAGAAUAUAGCGAUUUCACUAAUAUUUACAAUUGAAAAAUACGUUUUUUUUGUAGCAUAAGAAGAGUUAUGUAUUUUCUUGCCUGUGGAUCCCAGCAGCCAGUGUCAAUAAUGUCCUGUAGUUUGAAAAAUACAAGAACGUUUAACAUUCAACAAAAUGCAUUACUUUGUGUGAGACAUUGUGCAGUGUGAGUGCUGACAGAAUGUAAUAUGGUUGAAGCUGAGUGAGGAGGGUCUCAUCCUCCCACACUCUGAAGAGCCCUGUAGAUCAUCUCAACACACUACGCAACAGAGUGCAAAAGUUUGCUGAAGCAGGCUGGAUUUCAUUGAGCGUGGCCAAAACUCAUUUUUCAUUUCAAUUCAAAGCUAUUUUUAUUGACUCUCUGUGGUCAAAAUCUACUUAUCUUUUUUGUAGUUUAAUCUUUUGCUGUAUAUAAUGCGCAUCUUUCGAUAUCAGUUGUGCACAAAAUGCACUGUCAGAGACCCAAUAUUGAUGUUGCAGGGGCAUGCAAUUACGUACAAACCAUCAUUGAAAUCCUCUUCUAUGCAAACUACACAUAAAAACUGGCAUGAAGCAAGUUUUGAAAGUGUAAUGAGGAAAAAAUACAUAUAUUUAUGUUAAAUCUAGAGAUAAAAAAAGAUUAGUUUCCCAAGUGAAGCCAGUAUAUCUGAAAACACUGCUUUGAUGCGGCGGCAACGAUGUGUUUGUCCUUUGAAAUCUUGUGAUCUUUGUCUUUGUCACUCAUACAAAUGAGGCCUGUUUUUUGUUCAGUCUCUCAUAUGUUAUAUUUGCCCACACACUAAUGUUGUCCUGUUCUGUUGUGUUUUCAUUAUCUGUUCAUACUGAAGUUUUAGGUGUGUGUUUUUUUUUUUUUUUGUAUUAUUUACAAAAAGGUGUACUCAGCACAUAUUUAUCUUGCGUUGAUUACCGAGGAACGAUUAAAGUUACAACAACAAAGGGAUUCGUGUCGUGGUGUUUCCACUUUAUUACACUUAACAACAUUUGCGGACACUGUCUACACAACGCAACUUCACAGCUUGGCAACAGUGUUUACAGGCAGAGCCAUCCUGGCGGUUCCUCCUCCUCAUCAUCCUCUUCCUCUUAACAUGCUGUUGUUGUUCUUCCUGGUCUUUAUCCUCUCUGCAGGUGAUCACAUCACACAAGUUCCUGUCAUCAGUGUUACCAACAACAUCCGAAAGUUUAUUCAGCACCUGAUUCGCCUA
Molecule: messenger RNA, 4246 nt
Organism: Salarias fasciatus (jewelled blenny)
Lineage: Eukaryota; Metazoa; Chordata; Actinopteri; Blenniiformes; Blenniidae
Gene: col26a1
Product: collagen, type XXVI, alpha 1
Molecular function (GO): protein binding
Source: RefSeq, a predicted model, not a curated record